This is a messenger RNA of Triticum aestivum (bread wheat), 1706 nucleotides long. Its product is annotated as monocopper oxidase-like protein SKS1. NCBI's taxonomy places the organism in Eukaryota, Viridiplantae, Streptophyta, Magnoliopsida, Poales, Poaceae. The coding region runs from base 99 to 1457 and encodes 452 amino acids. Gene Ontology annotation, molecular function: copper ion binding; oxidoreductase activity. The record is from RefSeq and is a predicted model, not a curated record. The transcript has 5 exons.
GCGGGAGUGGUUAUUUUUGCACCAAACUAAUCAGACGCAUCUGUUUUGCUUUGUGUGAGAAGUAACUAAACCAUCGUCUCCCGGGUCGUGGUAGCGCCAUGGACCGCGGGCGCCUUGUCGCCGUUGUGCUAGCAGGCAUCCUGCACUCGGCCCUCGUCGCCGCCGAGGACCGGCACGUUUUCCUGAACUGGGAGGUGUCCUACUCCGUGCGAUCCCCGCUGGGCGUCUCCAAGAGGGUGAUCGCCAUCAACGGCCGGCUCCCCGGGCCGCUGCUCAACUUCACCACCAACGACGUCGCCCACGUCAACGUCGUCAACACCUUGGACGAGCCUUUCCUCCUCACAUGGAACGGUCUCCAGUUGAGGAGAAACUCGUGGAACGACGGCGUGGCGGGCACGAACUGCGCGAUCCAGCCCGGGGAGAACUGGACCUACGUGUUCCAGGCCAAGGACGAGAUUGGCAGCUUCUUCUACCGGCCCUCGCUGGGGCUGCACGCCGCUGCCGGCGGCCACGGCCCCAUCCGCGUCAACAACCGCCCCGUCAUCGACGUCCCGUUCCCCCAGCCCGACGGCGAGUUCGACGUCCUCAUAGGGGACUGGUACAACAUGGACGCAAAGGAGAUGAAAGAGCGCCUGGACAGAGGCCGCGGACUGCCUCCGCCGGACGGCAUCUUGAUCAACGGCUUGGGCCCGUACGAGGCGGAGGUGACGUUCAAGGCAGGGCGCACGUACCGGCUUCGCGUGUCGAACGUGGGCACGAGGACGUCGCUCAACUUCCGGCUCCAGGGCCACAAGCUGCUGCUGGUGGAGGCGGAGGGCACCUACACCCUGCAGAAGCACUACGCGUCGCUGGACGUCCACCCCGGCCAAUCCGUCUCGGUCCUCGUGGCGGCCGACCAGGCGCCCAAGGCGUAUUACAUGGUCGUCAGCUCCCUCUUCGUCCUCCCGGAGAUCUUCGGCGUCGCCACCGUCCUAUACGCCGGCUCCGGCGAGCAGCCGCCUUCCGGCGACGCGCCGCUGGACGACCGGUCCUCGCACACCAACUACAACCGUUCCAUGGAGCAGGCCAUGUCCAUAAGGAUGAACCUGACCUCCGGCGCGGCGCGGCCCAACCCGCAGGGCUCCUUCCACUACGGGGAGAUCAACGUCACCCGCACCCUGCUCCUCCGGAACGACGAGUCCGACAUCGGCGGCCGGCGGAGGUGCACGGUGAACGGCGUGGCCUUCGCCAACGCGGGCACACCACUGAAGCUGGCCGACUACUUCAGGAUCGCCGGCGUCUUCAAGGUCGUCUCCGGCAGGCCGGAGAGGAGGAACGCGUCCCUCGGCACCACGGUCAUCGACGCCUCCUACAGGGAUUACGUCCAGAUCGUGUUCGAGAACAGGCUGCCGUCCAUGCAGACAUGGCACCUCGACGGCCACAGUUUCUUCGUCGUCGGUUGUACAGAUUCGAAAUGACGAUGUAAUGUGUCGAGUACAACCGGGCUCCAAGGUGUCGGUUCUACAACGAGCGACGUAGAGCUCGUAGCACACGCGGAUCUUAUCACGAACAGAUUGUCUCGGCCGCCGCUAUGUCAACUACAAUGGUAUGAAAAUAGAGCUGUAGUAGUAUUUUACUUUUGCUGUAAAAUGAAUUUGUAAAUUUGUGUUCACAUUGUAUUAGUCUGUUUCAAUGCAUCGUCAUAGAUGUCCAGCGCUUGCACAUAA